Molecule: messenger RNA, 2757 nt
Organism: Cygnus atratus (black swan)
Lineage: Eukaryota; Metazoa; Chordata; Aves; Anseriformes; Anatidae
Gene: AGMO
Product: alkylglycerol monooxygenase
Exons: 14
Coding region: 30-1355 (441 amino acids)
Biological process (GO): lipid biosynthetic process
Cellular component (GO): endoplasmic reticulum
Molecular function (GO): oxidoreductase activity; iron ion binding
Source: RefSeq, a predicted model, not a curated record
GGCGCAGCGCGGCGCAGAGCAGCGGGACCAUGGGCAGCGCAGCGGGCGGCCCCCGGGCCACCACGCCGGGACAGCAGCUCCGCGCUCUUUUCUACGUGUUGCCGCCCGGAGAGAGCUCCUUCCGCACGCUGGAGGAGGUGCCCGACUACGUGGAGAAGAGUAUUCCAUUCUUCAUUGCUUUUAUUGUGUUGGAGUUUGCUGUCAGCUGGGUUCAGAAGCAUAAGCUGUCAGGUCGAAUCAAUGAUGGCAUAAGUUCUCUUUCUUUAGGUAUCCUGUCUCGACUGCCAGAUGUUUUAUUCAGAAGUGUCGACUUAAUUAGUUAUAUCUAUGUAUGGAAUAACUACAGACUCUUUGAACUGCCCUGGGAUUCGCCAUGGACGUGGUAUUUGACAUUCCUGGGAGUGGACUUCGUAUACUACUGGUUUCACCGCAUAAGUCAUGAGGUUAAUAUACUGUGGGCAGCACACCAGGUACAUCAUAGUUCUGAAGAUUACAACUUAUUCACAGCGUUGAGACAAUCUGUACUGCAGAAAUACACCUCCUGGAUGUUCAACUUGCCAAUGGCUCUUUUCAUUCCGCCAUCAGUAUUUGCUGUUCAUCUACAGUUUAAUCUACUUUACCAGUUUUGGAUACAUACAGAGGUUGUCACCAAUAUUGGUCCUUUGGAGUGGAUUCUUAACACUCCCAGUCAUCACAGAGUUCAUCACGGCAGAAAUCCUUACUGCAUUGACAAAAAUUAUGGUGGCACACUCAUUAUCUGGGACAGGAUAUUUGGAACAUUUGAAGCAGAAGAUGCUAAAGUUGUAUAUGGCUUAACACAUCCAGUAAAUUCAUUCGAACCCAUUCUGCUCCAGUUACGUCCCUUGGCUCAUAUUUGGAACACGUUUUGGGCCACACCUGGAUUUUGCAAUAAGCUUUCUGUCCUAUUCAAAGGGCCAGGCUGGGGACCAGGCAAACCUAGACUUGGCCUUCCUGAGGAAAUCCCAGUGAUCACUGGAAAAGAAGUUCCAUUCAACCCAAGAGUACCAGCUUACCUUAAUUGCUAUGCAGUAGUGCAUUUUGCAGUGAUAAUGGAGCUGUAUAUUGACCUUCUUGCUACUGUGACUGUGUUAUCACAGGGAACUAUUCUGCUGAGAAUUUUCUUUAUCAUUCUGUCCCUGACCUCUUUUGGAUUUCUUAUGGAGAACAGGCCCAAAGCAGGAAUUCUGGAAAUCAUCCGCUGCUCAGUCUUCUUAGGUGUAUACAAACUUGGCUACUUAAGGAAUCAGCUUUCUUUGUUGGACUGUGCAUAUGAAAAAACCUUGAUCAUCUGCUUGUUUCCACUGUUGACAGACAGAUGUUUCUUCACUUCAUAGACGUUGUGACAGAAGGAGCAGGCACUCACUGAGCACUGCAGGUCUUGUUUUCCCUCUGCACUGCAUUCUGGGGAACCCAAGUUAUGAAACGGAUCACUUCUUCCAAAGAUAAACAUCCCUGAAAGAACAGAACUAACAUCACUUUAAUUAUGGAUACAGCACUUUGGAAUAACCUUCUAAGUUCCUUGGAAUUAAUCAGCUAUGACUCUUACUGAAUUGCAGUCAUUUCACAUAUGAUAAGAGAGGUUUGUGAUUUUAUAUGAAGGAUUGAAAGAUUCAUUGGAAAGUGCAUUUAUUUCUGGGUUUUAAAAAUAUUUAAUUUACCCCCAAAUUUAAAUAAAAUUUUCUUUCACAGCAUAUUUUUUCAUUCAAGGGAUCAAAAAGUCUUAGAAACCAUGUGAAACUAAUGACAUUUUACAGUAAUUUUAUUAGUAUUAAAUCAUAUAUGAAAAGUAUUUUUCACAAUAGGAAUAAUUAAAAUCAUGUUUUUAGCAACCUGAUAUAAAAUGACUGACUGUCUCUCUGUUGAGCCUAAACAUAAAAAUAUGUGAAUGUCAGUUUUUCCAUAAUGAUUGGAGUAGACUAGAAUCUCAGUGUCAUGCCCAAUUCAGUGUUCAUAACAUACGGGCUACAUGAGGAUAGUCGGGGCAAGAAAAUGAAUAAAAACAGCAUGAUAAAAUAACUCAGAGUAGUAUGAAUUGAAACAUCUUCAGAAAAAUUGGCUGAUAUAUGCAUUGUAUAAUGCAGACUUUCAGUUUAGACUGAAUUAUUUAAGGACUACACCUGCAGUUGCCAACUUUAGACACUGAUUGAGCCAGCACUUGCACAUGAGUAUCCCAUUGACAAAUGUUACUCAUGUGACAAAAUAUUUGCAAGGCUGGGCCCUUAAUUUUUGGUAAUUUCCUGCUGAGGUGAUCUCAGGGGAGAUGCACAUCUUUCAGGAGCUGCUGGAAAGAUGGUUUCUACUAAGAUAGGAAAAUUAAAUAUAAAUGGUAAAGGGAGUCUCCAAACAGCAGGACUGGCAAAAAUACUGGAGCUGGGUUGUUUUUCUUUCCUCGCACUGUUCCAACUUCUAUUUGGCUCCAAGACUUUUAGAAGUGCUUAAAGUCAAGUAGCUAAAAAAUGUAGGCUGUCUUGCAUGCUUCAAACUAGUAAUAAUACCUGAAUUAUGUUUUUCCCAUUCCAUUUUCCUUUAGAAUAUUAAUGGCAUGCUAACAGUGUUCUCAGAUGUAGCCAUCCUAUUUUUAAUUAACCCAUAUUUUCAGUCUUUAGCUGUAACAGAUGCCGUUAUCUACAUAAUUGGAUAUUUCUAAUAAAUAAUCAGAAAGGCAUUGAUGUUGUAUAAAUGAAAUUGAUCCAAUGUCUAGUGAUAAUAUCAGCCUAAUUUUAUAUAAAUUCUUAC